Aedes albopictus (Asian tiger mosquito) is the source of this 2561-nucleotide messenger RNA. Its product is annotated as cytochrome P450 9e2. The transcript is spliced from 2 exons. The record is from RefSeq and is a predicted model, not a curated record. Bases 668 to 2293 code for a protein of 541 amino acids. NCBI's taxonomy places the organism in Eukaryota, Metazoa, Arthropoda, Insecta, Diptera, Culicidae. Gene Ontology annotation, molecular function: monooxygenase activity; oxidoreductase activity, acting on paired donors, with incorporation or reduction of molecular oxygen; iron ion binding.
UAUUUUAUUACUUUUACAUGAUAUGUUAUGUAAAUUUCUGUGAUAUCCCACGCUCCAAUUAUGUGCAUCAUAUGUCACUGAAUUUUACACUCGUUUUUCGAUCUGUGUACAUUAAGUGUUGUAUACUGAGGAAGAAUUCAACCACGCGCGGUUGAAAACCACUGAACUAGACACCAUUAUAUCACCCUAUUGGUGAGCAUGAAUUGAUCACAGUUCUACUGGAUGUAUGCUUAGGGUGAUUGGUCCAAACACAAUCCAUAGAAAAAUACCAUCGUUUUCAAGACCUGUGUGGUAAAGUGCAUAUCUAUUCUCUUGGAUCCUAAUUACAAAAUUCCGAAUAAAACAAUUUUCGCUAGUCCCUGUUUUCGAACAUACGUAACUGACCAACUUUGGUGCCAACCGGUAGAUUUUUCGUCAAUGAGAAUUCUCGCACAUCGCAGGUAUCAACAAAAACAGUAUGCAUGGAAAUAAUCAUUGUGGUCGGCUCUGCCAACCUGUUCCUAAUGGAAGCAAGCACUUCUUCAUAUUAUUACGCAGUUUAGGCAUUCUCGUUACGUCUUAGCUUCCAGUAAAUUGACCACCGUGUGUUUAGUAAAGAUUCACAGUUCACGCUCCUCGGUUGUCUACGCACGUGUCGGUUUUAAGCUCCGACGAGAACGCAAACAAAAUGAGCAUACUCGAAUGCUUUGCUUUGAUCUUUCCCGUUGCGGCGUACCUGGUUUAUAGUUGGUGCGUCGGAACCUACAAGUAUUUUGCGAAAAGAGGAAUUCCAUUCGUAAAGCCCCAACCGCUCAUCGGUGGACUAUGGCCAGUGUUGUGCGAGAAUGUCCUUCCGCUGGAAGCUCCCACGUUGGGAUACUAUAUGUUCCCGAAGCACCGAUUCUCGGGCUAUUUCAUGUUCCGAAAACCGGAAUACUUGAUCCACGAUCCCGCGUUGGCGAAACAGGUGAUGAUCAAGGACUUUGAUUAUUUCACCGAUCACACCACUGUCGUUCCGAUGGAAGUAGAUCCCGUUAUUGGACGAUCGUUAUUCUUCAUGGACGGUCAACGGUGGCGACAUGGCCGGUCGGGCAUGAGUCCGGCCUUCACCGGAAGCAAGAUGAGGAACAUGUUCGGUUUGCUGUCGAAGUACGCGGAUGGUGCUGUGCAACGAUUGGUCGAAGAUGCUGGGCAAAAGAAACUGGAGAUGGAGAUGCGCGAUUUGUUUCAAAAGCUUGGUAAUGACAUCAUCACGUCGAUUUCGUUUGGUCUGGAUAUCGAUUCGGUACACAACCCUGAUAGUGAGUUAUUCAAAAGAGGCAAACAACUAGCGGGAACCACCGGAUUUCAAGGUUUGAAGUUCUUCCUGUUGAUGACGGUUCCCAGCAGCGUUUUUGAGUUUUUCGGCAUUCGACUCAUAACCAAAGAGGUUGCUGAAUUUUAUCUUGAUAUCGUCAGAAAGACUAUCAAACAUCGCGAAAAGAACAACAUAGUUCGACCAGAUUUCAUACAUUUGUUCAUGCAGGCUCGUAAUAACGAACUCAAAGAGGAAAAAGGUAAUAAGGAUGAUCAAUUGGAGAGCGCUGGAUUUACCACGGUACGCGAACACAUCGAAUCUUGUACGGAAAACAGUAAAUAUUCGGAUUUUGGAAUCACGGCAGUCGUUGCAUCAUUCUUCUUCGGUAGUAUAGAGACUACGAGUACCGUACUCUGUUUCGCCAUGCACGAACUGGCAGCAAAUCAGGAUGUUCAAACAAAGCUUCAAAAUGAAAUCAAUUUAGUCGAGGAGGAACUCCACGGAAGUCCCUUGACCUACGAAGUUCUGCAGAAAAUGAAAUACCUCGAUAUGGUUGUAUCAGAAACAUUGCGCCGAUGGCCGCCCUUAGCCACUACCAACCGGGUUUGUGUCAAACCGUACACCUUGGAAGACUACAACGGGACACAAGUGACCAUUGAAAAGGGACAAGCUGUUCAGAUACCAAUUAUAUCGUACCAUCAUGAUCCGGACAUCUUCCCAGAUCCGUUGCGUUUUGACCCCGAACGAUUCUCCGAUGAAAAUAAGGACAACAUCAACCGGGAUGCGUUCCUCCCGUUUGGCAGUGGGCCCAGAAAUUGUAUUGGGUCGAGGUUGGCACUGAUGCAUAUCAAGAGCUUGCUGUAUUACAUAUUGGCAAACUUUUCGGUGGAGUUCUCUGAGAAAAUGGAACUACCGUUGAAGCUGAAGAAGAUGUCAAUGACCUACAGUGCAGAGAGUGGCUUCUGGCUAAAUUUGGUACCAAAAAGUGAUAUGUUGAAUGGCAACUUGAAAAAUUAAGUAAGUUAAAUAAGUAGCGUACACAUUACACAUAAAUGACACAUAUAUAGUAUUUUUUUAUAAAAGAAUAAAAAACAGAUCUAAAAUAUGAAAAUUAUGGUAUAUGUACAGAGAACAGAUAUCCAAACUUAACCCGGGAGCGGUCGCGUCGUGUACUGAGUACACGCACCAUGAAAAAAUACACGCUUUUGGAACAUAGCGUGAGCGUGGCGUCGUUGCAGGUAGUCAAAGACGCGACUGCUCGAGGGUUAACCCAGAAACUGUGUAA